Messenger RNA from Meriones unguiculatus (Mongolian gerbil), 3364 nucleotides. RefSeq names its product regulator of calcineurin 2 (gene Rcan2). NCBI's taxonomy places the organism in Eukaryota, Metazoa, Chordata, Mammalia, Rodentia, Muridae. The coding region runs from base 352 to 945 and encodes 197 amino acids. Gene Ontology annotation, molecular function: nucleic acid binding; calcium-dependent protein serine/threonine phosphatase regulator activity. The transcript has 4 exons. Gene Ontology annotation, biological process: calcium-mediated signaling. Gene Ontology annotation, cellular component: cytoplasm; nucleus. The record is from RefSeq and is a predicted model, not a curated record.
UUCGGAUUUAGCACGUAAUCAUGUUCAAUUUGCUUUACUGCACUGCCUAGAGAUAAAAGGCUUGUGUGUGUGUUGGGGGAGGCAGCUUGAGCUUGUGUCGGUCUCUGUGAUGAUGUCAUUGGCAUGAGAGAGCUGGGGCCCUUCUUUACUCUGCUCGGCUGCCUCAGAGGCUGCUUGCGGCGGGAGCAGGCUCCAGGUGCCUGAGCCUCCAAACAGGACCGCGCCCCACCCCCUAGGAGCAGGGCAGCACCAGGACCUGGCCUCAACAGCAUCCAUCCAGAGGCAGAGGCGUCUCUUCACUCUCAACUCUGAGGCUGCCCAACUCUUCGCUGAGAAUUCUGAAAGGGGGGAAUGCCAGCCCCUAGCAUGGACUGUGAUGUUUCCACUCUGGUCGCCUGUGUGGUGGAUGUCGAGGUCUUUACCAAUCAGGAGGUUAAGGAAAAAUUUGAGGGACUGUUCCGGACUUACGAUGAAUGUGUGACGUUCCAGCUGUUUAAGAGUUUCCGACGGGUCAGAAUAAAUUUCAGCCACCCCAAAUCUGCAGCCCGCGCCCGGAUAGAGCUUCAUGAGACCCAGUUCAGAGGGAAGAAGCUAAAGCUCUACUUCGCACAGGUCCAGACCCCCGAGACAGAUGGAGACAAACUGCAUUUGGCACCCCCGCAGCCUGCCAAACAGUUCCUCAUCUCGCCCCCUUCAUCUCCUCCUGUUGGCUGGAAGCCUAUCAGCGAUGCCACGCCAGUCCUCAACUACGACCUCCUUUAUGCCGUGGCCAAACUAGGACCAGGAGAGAAGUACGAGCUGCAUGCGGGGACUGAGUCUACACCAAGCGUUGUCGUGCACGUGUGUGACAGUGACAUGGAGGAAGAGGAGGAUCCAAAGACAUCCCCAAAGCCAAAAAUCAUCCAAACCCGACGUCCCGGCCCGCCACCCUCCGUGUCCAACUGAGCACGUCCAUGAGAACACGCAUCUCCUCUUACCAUGCUUCCCACCCUCUCCCCCCCGCCCCUUGUCGUUCGUCCACAAAAUUAAUUGCCUUUAACCCCCUGGGUGUUCGGUUGUUUGCAAUUCCUUCCUUGUAAUUCAGCCUCUCGGACAAAAGGGCUAGGAAAAGGUGAUAUGUCUCCCAGUCAACUCAUACCCAUUAACCACAGUCCAUCACUUAGAAAGUUCUAGAGAAAAAAAAAAAAAGGUAGUAUUUUCUUAUUAAACAAUUAGCACAGCCUGUAUCUCUGUUCUCUCAUGUUGAUCCAAGCCAGAGACAUCAGUAACGACAAGCAUUUAUGUUGCUGGUGAGCUGCUCCAGUUCAGUCCUGUGUGUGUGUGUGUGUGUGUGUGUGUGUGUGUGUGUGUAUUCCUGGCCAUUUAUAUAGGACCAUAAGUAAACUUGACUUUGACUGCAUGAGAUUCCCCCCCCCAACCCCAGUCUGGUCUCACCCAGUCCUCCACAUCCCAACAUUCCCAGGACAUGCACGAUCACCAGCAUUUAUUUUGAUGAUUUGAGGGUACUCCCCCCCAACUCACGGUGUCCCAGCCGUGUCCUGUACAGAACGGGGGAUGCCCCCAACACCAUUCAGCUUCACAAGUCUGGGAAUCAUUAUCAGUUUGAGGCAAUACGUCAGAGAGCUCUGUCCAAAUUCCUGGAGGCAAAAUUGAAUCUGGCCCUAAAGAGAUUCCUCAGUAGAUUCUGAACACCGCCGCCACAUAGGAAGUCCCAGAGUCACUGGGGAGGCUUGUCCGGGUGGCAGAGACAGAUUUUCAGACACACCUAUUUAUUAUGAAAAGUCCCAUGAUGUCUGAACGAUUGUCCCCCCCCCCAACCCCCUCUUCCCGCCUUUGUAUAUUUGUACAGGUGUUUGAGCUGUGCUUUAAAAACAAAUCUGGAUGGUUUUUUGUUUGUUUGUUUGUUUUUAAUUUAGUGAUUGUUCAACCAUUAGCUGCUUAUGGACAUCAUACCUGUGUUGCUUCUGAAUGCGUUCUGAUUCUAAUGUAGAUAAUCUGCUACUAUUACAUGCAACUACAGCUAAUGCUGAGCUGUAAACAGGCACAGCGAUCUCUCAUGCCAAUAUAUAACCAGCUAGCCAACCUCUUUGCUGUCAAGCCCACCUGUUUUUAAAACAAAGACCCAAGUGUCAGUUGUAAACAACUUGGGUGAUGACAACCCCCAGAACGUAGACACAGCUGAGCAUCUCAGAGCACGAAAGGAUGGUGGAGAAGCGGAGGGCAGCCCCACCCAUCCAGCGCCACGUGCUCAAAGGUUCCUCGUGUUUGUUACGUGUGACUUUUGUAUUUCUCUAGCCCAAAGUGCAUUACAGAAGAUACACCUACAGAACCAUACUUUCUGCUCCAUGUUUCAAGCCUCAUCUAUUCCUGUUCAUUAACUAGUAAUUUUGGAUGCAAUUUACCAUUUACCACAGAAUGGGCAAGUACUUUCAUGACCUAAGCCUCAGAAAAACACACAAGAACACUAACACAGGCACCCGAUGGAGGGAUUAUUGUGGUUUUCUUGACUAAGGUGUAUGUUAGUUUCAAUAGAAACUUCAAACCUAGACUCAGAAAAUUAAAGUCCGUUCUACUGUGAAUAUAGCAAUAUAUUACUGGAUGCAGAACAGUACGGUUGAAACUGAGGACAGCAUUGCUUGUGGAGUCCUGCGUUUCCACAGGGAAAAUAAGUCUGCUUUUCGAAAUCAGAUCUGAGGAGUGUACAAUAAGCAAAAGCUUUGACUUGACUUUGUUGCGGAAGGUUUUGGUGGUUUUCGUUGAUCAACAAAACAAAUAGUGGAGAGAUGAUGCCCUCUAGUGGCGGAAACAUUGAACUCAGCUGUGCAGACAGAUUGGUUACAGCAAUCAACUACCUGCCAGAGGCUGGCUUUCUAACCCACCUUAAUUUUCAGGAUGCAGGUUCUGGAAAAAAAAAAAAUCUAAAUGAGUGAGAUAUUUGGAAAAUAUCUGUGUUUCAAAUGGUGAUAGCAGAAAUUUCCAAUUCAUUGACAGCUGGCAUUACUAAAUUGUGUUGGCAUUAAAAAUUCAGUGUUCUGGAUGGCCCAGUCUUAGGAAACUGAAUCACCAUGUGUCAAUGUCAACCUGCUGCAGAUGUAGGGGUUCUCUCCAUAGGUUGAGCACGGGGAGCGGGGAGGGGGCGCUCUCCCCCGAGGAGACAGAAGUAGCGGGACCUCCCAACACUGUGAAAGUCAAAACCGCUUCAACGCUUCCAUGACGCACAUUGUGCAAACCUCUUUAGCGCUCUUUCACGUCUGAAAUGUGUUAGAUGGAGGGGAAGGGGAAGGGGAAGGUUUCCACCAACUGAAUCAUUUGUGCACGUGUACAGCUCAAAGAGCUUAGAGUUCAAAUAUAUCUGGUGAAUGAA